UUUUACAAGCAGAAGGGAGAGAUGACCCUUGACCCGAGUUGGAGCCCUUUUCAAUGGAGAAGGCAAUCCCGCGCAGCUUAGCCACUUCACCGCCAUCUCAGAGUGGCAAUCCCUUCCCUCAAUUCCGUCUUCUUACUUCCUCUACUCUUCCCAAUUACAAGUCCCUGCGAAUCUCCCCCCCUCCUCACUCCCCGUUACGUCGGCGUCUGCCCGUUUAUUGCUCCAUCCCCGAUAGCAAACCUUCCAAUUCAACGACCAAUGUUGCUGUCAAGGACACAUCUCUUGCGGUGAAGAAGAAAGCCGCAGAUGUAUCCCCUGAGUUGAAAGGGACCUCCAUAUUUCUUCUUGAAGGAAUGAAAAGUUCUAUAAAGAUGAAUAUGGGAAAGCUGCUGGCGGAUACAUUACGAUAUUAUUAUUUUGACAGUGAUAAUUUGGUUGAAGAAGCUUCGGGCGGUGCAUCUGCAGUUCAAUCCUCCCGAUUGAGUGAUGAAAAUGGUUUUCGUGAAUCCGAGACUGAAGUACUGAAGCAGUUAUCGUCUAUGGGUCGACUAGUAGUUUGUGCUGGAAAUGGUGCAGUUCAAAGUUCAACAAAUCUGGCAUUUCUGAGACAUGGGAUUACAUUGUGGAUAGAUGUACCUCUGGACAUGGUGGCUGGGGAUCUAUUCAACAACCAGAGUGAAUUUUCUUCGUUUGAAGUAUCUUCAUCCGGGUCUCACGAAGAGUUAAUGAGUCAACUAGCUGCCCUGUACGAUAAAUACAGAGAUGGUUAUGCUACAGCUGAUGCGGUUGUUUCGCUUCAAAAAGUGGCCUCUGGGUUAGGUUAUGAGGACUUGGGUGACGUCACGGAAGAAGAAAUGACUCUGGAGGUUCUUAGGGAGCUAGAGAAGCUGACCAGAACGAAGAAGAUGCUGGAAGAGGCUGCAAGACCUUUUUGACUUGCCAAUUGCCAUGGCACGUGUUCAUUGCUCGUGACGAAUAUCACCUAUCUGACCAUGUUUUUUUGUUUAAAUUAAAAUUAAUCUUUUUCGGCCUUUUGGGAGCUUGGCUUUUCGGCUGGUCUUGAGUAAGUAGCUCGGCCGUUUAAUAUUUUGUCCAAUUCACUUGUGUCUGUGUCCAAGAAGAAGGGAGGGGAAUAUGUCCAGAAAGGAAAAAAAGAAAAGCUAUUUAAGCCAUUUUCGGUACUUAUUCCGCCUGAAAUUUUGCAACUUUUGUAAUAUGUAGGAGUCUUGUGUUUCUGAUAUUAUUCAGUAAUAUUUGUCUCAUUACUGUUUAA
Molecule: messenger RNA, 1273 nt
Organism: Prosopis cineraria
Lineage: Eukaryota; Viridiplantae; Streptophyta; Magnoliopsida; Fabales; Fabaceae
Product: probable inactive shikimate kinase like 1, chloroplastic
Exons: 10
Coding region: 54-935 (293 amino acids)
Cellular component (GO): chloroplast
Source: RefSeq, a predicted model, not a curated record